Messenger RNA from Oikopleura dioica, 1575 nucleotides. NCBI's taxonomy places the organism in Eukaryota, Metazoa, Chordata, Appendicularia, Copelata, Oikopleuridae. The record is from the annotation of a GenBank genome assembly.
AUGGAGGCGUUGUUGGAAUAUUUUCCAGCCAAGAGAAUCUCGAUGGAAGAAAUCCCGGAUGCGACGAAAGAACAACUGAAGAAAAUCUCGGAGUUUUUGAAGACCCGUUCGAGGGCGGAGAUUCUUGCUAUCAGCGCUAUAGGACUGAGCGGUUUGGCUGGCUACUGCUGGGUUCAAAACAAAUGGAAGUACUGGGAGCGCAAGGGAGUCCAAGGCCCAAGACCAACCUUUUCCGAUAUGGGAAACACCAUUUCGAUCUUCAACGAUUUGGGCGAAGGGCUCUUCAAGGAGUUCCCGUCGCAAGACGUCCUCGGCAUCUACUUCUUCGGCACCCGACCCUGUCUGAUCGUCAAAGACCCGAUGGUCUGGAAAGAUGUUUGCAUCAAGGGCUUUCAAAACUUCACGACGCGAGGAAGGAGUGAAGCGAACUUUGCUUUUGGAAAGAUGUCGGUGGAUUGGAUGACCGCUGCAGAAGGGGCGAAGUGGAAGAGGUUGAGGAACACGAUCGUUCCGUUCUUUUCCGGCGCGAGAUUGAAAGAAACCUGCCUGGUUUUGCAAGAUACUUACGAGCACUUCGAGCUCAAUCACUUCCCAAAAACGCCAACUAUCGAGGUCGACGCCAAAGACUUUUCUGCUGGCUAUACUCUUCGGGCAAUCCUCGGUUCUGGCUAUUCUUUGAACGCGAAAGAAAACGAAGAGCUCGUCGAGGAAGUCUACAAGCAUUCUAACAUUCUCUUCGCCACAGAUUUCAUCGGAUCACUGAAGAGUCUCAUCAUCCCAAGAUCGAUCAGAUUCAAAUUGAACAUCACCAACUAUCCUUCAUCCACGGACAAGUUCUUCAGAGAUGUCAUUGCUCAGAUUAUGGAGCAGGGAUCGAAGGGAGGAAGGACUAAUCUCGUCUCGCUUAUGGCGAAUCAUAUCAUUGAUGAGUCGGAGGAACACACAGCCACCAAGGGAUUCACCAAGGACGAAAUCGUCGCCCAAGCCCUCCUCUUCCAGCUCGCCGGUCAAGAUACGACCGCAACAGUCAUGUCUUUCUUGCUCUUCGCCUUGGCCAGGACUCCCAGCGUCCAGGAAGACAUCUACAAUCGAGUAAAAGACGCAGACAUAAGUUACGAAGGGCUGAAAAAGAUCAAAUUCAUCGACGCUUGCAUCAAAGAAACCCAGCGCUAUUUCACCUUUUUGAUGCUUAUGCGCGAGGCCGACCACGAUUGCGAUGUGGCAGGAGUCAAGAUCGCGAAAGGAGAUCUUGUGAUGUUCUUGCCCUACAUGGUUCACAAAAACCCGGAGUACUACGAGGAUCCAGAGGUUUUCAACCCCCAUAGAUUUGAUGGAAAUGAAUCAAAUACUCUUCAAGAUGAUUACUGGUUCGGCUUCGGAAUCGGCCCCCGCUCUUGUCCUGCUGUUCGGUGGGCCUUUGUUGCGAUAAAAGUCUUCAUCGCAAAUGUCCUGAAAAACUACGAAAUCCUUCCGGGAGAAAACACGCCCGGAAUCCACGAAUUGAAAAUGAAAUUCGAAGGCGCUAAUGUAAGAACAACUGUUCCCAUGAAGAUUCGCUUCAAGAAACGAAACUGA